Molecule: messenger RNA, 4325 nt
Organism: Lytechinus variegatus (green sea urchin)
Lineage: Eukaryota; Metazoa; Echinodermata; Echinoidea; Temnopleuroida; Toxopneustidae
Gene: scfd2
Product: sec1 family domain-containing protein 2-like
Exons: 14
Coding region: 171-2201 (676 amino acids)
Biological process (GO): intracellular protein transport; vesicle-mediated transport
Source: RefSeq, a predicted model, not a curated record
AAAAUAAAAGAAUACUUUAGAAAAGCUUGAUAAUUUUCCAAGAUGUCAGCCCCCUGUUCUCAAUUUUGUCUACGUGGUUGAGAUUAUUUACUUUGCAUUCCCCAUUAUAUCGAGUCGUAAAUACACAAUAUUUGACCUCAUAUUUAUUGGAAAAUAACAAUAAAAUCACAAUGUCGAGUAAGAAUUUUGUGAAAAGUUGUCAGGACAACUGGAGAACAGUCAUUCCAUAUGUUCCGCGGUCUGUGGUUUUCCUGGACGGUCCCGCCGCCGAAGCGCUCCACUGGACCUCCGGAGUCGCGACGUUGUUUCAAGCAGGCUGUCAGAACGUGAAAGAAUUCUCAUCGUUCGAGAGUUGUUCCGAAGAUGAAGUGAAGGCAGUAUUCAUCAUCAGUGACCAGAUCACUACCACCACACAAGAGAUCCUAGAGGACAUCAUAUGUGCCAGUCACUUCCAGUACUGUGUCCUGAUCUCAACUCUGCCAGAAUCCCUGCACCAGCAUCUAUCAGGCAGUGCACAGUCAGGUGGUGGAGAAGGGAGUGGUCACAAGUCUCUCUUUCAAGAGCUGGAGGAGAAAAUGAGGGGAUGGAUGAGACACAAAACGACAGUAUAUGAAGCUGAUGUGGUACACAUUCCCCUUUCAGUGGCUUGUGUGUCAUCAAACUUGUUCUUCUUGCCAUCACUCACCAGUUUCUUUCCUCUCUUAGACAUUGAUCUGGUACCCAUAAGGAAUUACAUGCAAGCCAAUGUUGAGAGGAAGCCUCCUGAGAGCCUAUCUGAUGUUGAUAUCAGUAUGCUACCUGAUGAAUUACAACAUGACAUCAAGAUGGUUGUGUCCACCCUGAGUUGCCUAUGUGAGACUCUUGAUGUGAAUGAGGAUAUCUAUUGUCUGGGACCAACUAGUCAACUGAUUGCAGGAGAGUUAGCUCAGCUUAUUUCCGCCAGAGCCAGAAGAAAAGCAGCAAAGAGUCGAGCCAGUAUUCUCUUUGUCGACAGAACACUAGACAUGGUAGCACCCUCAACACAUGGCAGAGAUUCCUUCGCUGAUAGGAUCAUGUCUGCUCUGACCCCUCUUGAAGGCCAUUCUUGUGACGUCGCUGUGGACAUGUCUGCCCUGUGCUCUGCUGGAAGUCAAUACAAUCCUAGCGUUCUGCUGCCUGGUUGCUUGGCACACCCAGCCGAUCAACAGUCACAGGAUCUACUCCAGACUCUCAUCACAUCAAAACAAAAGGAGGGUCUGAUGGAUGUGAAUCGACGAGUCGUAGAGACGAUAACGAGAGAGAAGCUUCCCUUUGAUCCCUCAGCUGCCAAGAUUGGACGCAUCAAUGCUGAUUCACUCCAAUCUCAUCUCAAUCAUUUCAAGAACAAUCCCACAGCCUUCCGCAAUGCUUGCCCUCUGCUUCAAGUAGCCUCUGCCUGUGUACAAACACUCACCAGUCCGAUCCUUUCUCAUUGGGAUGAUUUACAAACUGCAGAGAAAAUGCUCUUACAGAAUGCUGGAGAAGGGAACGGCCCUUCAGUCACCAGUCUUAUCUUGGAUCUUUUACAGAACCAAGUGAAACAGGGCAGGUCUUACUCACUGGAAGAAGUUGUGAAAUUGAUGGUGUAUGGCUACUCACUGAUGGGGGACGAAGCAGGGGCAAGCUUUGAUGAAGAGCGCCAGCUACAGAAACAUAUCAGUCAACUCAUAACGCAAGCACCAUCUGAUUCACAAGUUGUGAGGUUAUUGGUAAAAGAUGAGAGAUCUGAAGCAACAGCACAAAAUGUAGCCAAGGAGAUAAUGUCUAGAGUAAAGUCCAUAGCGAGAUCAAGGAAUUCACUACAAAGAUUCAUGGAUAUAUUCACUCAUGGUACUGCUACGCAUCCGUCGAGCUACUCGCCUCUCGUCAAACAAAUCAUGAAGAGUGUGUUCGAUUCCUCCAAACCUGACCUGGUUGAUAUUGAAUACAAGUCAAGUGGAUUCAGAGACCUCCUCAAAACAGGAUUUAGAUUAUUUAUGAAUGUUGGUAAGCCCCGCCCUAGCGACCAUCCUCUCUUCAUCGUCUUCAUGGUGGGAGGGGUCACAUGUUCAGAGGUCAAACACAUCAAAGAGACGGUAGCAUCCUUGUCACCAAACACUCAGGUGGUUGUUGGGUCGACAAGGAUAUUACGAGAGUCUGAUGUUUUGGACCAUGUCUUUGGACAGAAGCCACUUUCGUACUGAAACGGCCAAAGAUGCAGAGGGUUUGGCUCAACUUAGAAUCAUGAAAAUCAGUGCACGUAUAUGAGACUGCACCAUUGGAUUAUGUCACUGGUACCUGUGAACCAUAUCAUCCUGUCUGUUCAGGAUCCCGUUGCAGAAAGAUUUGCAUUCGUAGAGUGUUGUGGCCCUGUGGAUUAAUCUUUGAGAUAACUGAAUAAUAAUUCCCAUUACAGUGAAGAAUUGAUCAGAAGAUCUAGAAUGAGAUGCUAGGAGAACUGCAACGUUUGAAUGAGGUAUCUAAUCACUUUGGUUUCUCUAUGAAGUAAUAACAUGGUGAUAAAUGCAUGGUGGUUCUCAAACUGUUGUCGACCAAUAUCUCAGUAUUCAACAUCGAGUGACUUCACAAAAUAGGAUGCAUUGUUCUAUGAAAUGAAUGAGUUCCAAACCUGUUUUAUUUUGAGUGUCAUAAGGCAUCUGGAUCAUGAUGAAUCCCCAGUGCCAUUAGAUGAAUUAAGAUAGAUGGGUCAAAUCAAAGAGUUUUGAUGAGACGGAGUAACAUAAGACACAUUCACUUUGAAGCCACUACAUUUGAUGCCGCAGUGAAAAGAUAUGUCAGACAUAUUCUUCAUUGAAUUUUUCUUGCCGAUUGUAGACAAAAGAUUCCUACCUGACUAUAAACCUAGUGGCCAGUUCCAAAGGCAAAUAUAUGCUUUUGUAAUAAUAAUUACUCUUUGCUACCUCUAAUUGGAGAAUGUGAGCAGACACACUGGGUAUUUUUAAAGGGCAAGCAAAAAUAAAUGUGGCAUUAUUCCUUGAGGUAUGAUUUAAAAUUACUUAUAACAGCUGUAAGCUCUGACACAAAUAUUCCAACAACUUCAUUUUCAAUUAUAUAUGUUGGAGUGCUGUGUAAGUCUGAAAUUAUUAAAUUCAAAUUUUCAAGCCAUGCGCACUCUACACGAUCCAUUGCGACACGAUUUUCAAAGAAAUUGUAAUAGCAUGUGAUAUGAACAUGCCAAUCUAUAACAUCUUAGCCAUCAAGUUCCAAAUAGUUGAAUAAAAUACUGAAAUCGAAAUUCCAGUCUGCAUGUACUUCAAGCCACCCUGCAGAAAUAAAAGCAAAUUCGAUUCCAAAUCGUAAUAAUGUCAUCUUCAAGAUAGGCUGCAGAGCCCUUUGAAGAUUACAGCAGAUAAUGAUGAUGAUGUCGCCUUGUGCUGCGACUCUAAGCUGAUUUUGACUUUAAUACGGACACAAGGUUUGCAGCAAAGAAGAAUUCUGAUUUUAGUAUUCAAUGCAUUGUGCUGAACUUCAAAUGACGCAGUUUUACCUCUUGGAACUUAUUUUAAUUCAAAAUGCAAUUUGUUCAGAAAUGGUGUUAUAUCAGAUUGAGAAGUGUGCAGAGGGCUUUAAGGUCUUUUCUAACAGUAAAUCUGAUUCAGGUCACCAUGUCCCAAUUAAUGUACAUGUAUAUUAAAACUGUUUUGUUUAGAAUUUGGAUUUCCAUUUUUUAACCUAGACAUAUGGAAGUUGUUUGGUAUUAACAGUCCUUUUACAAUUUAAAAAACAAACAAUUUACUAUACCCCUGCCAUACAAAGUUUUAAUGUGGCUGGGUGUGUACUGUGUAGGAAUUUUGUAUGGUUGGAUGGAUAGUUGAGCAGUCCAGCGGGAUGAUCAGUUGCAAAUAUUCAGGACCAAACUACUUCCUCAAGUUUUGCCCAAUGCUUGUGAGAUGAUACAUAUAUUUCGUUGCCAAAUCCACGAAGUGGAUAGACCAUGACCAGAGAAUACUAAAACUGAAAGAAACUAAAAAUUGACUUUUCACAUUAUUUUGGGACGUUGUGCCACUUCAUGGAUUCAGCGACGAUUUGUCAAGGAGUAAAGGCUUGCAAGACACAUUAUUGAAUGUGUCAAAACUGUGUUGAAAUGGUAAUGGUAUGUAAUGGCAAUAAGGCUGUUUUCAUGGGGUGGGGUACAUGCUAGUAUGAGAAAUUAAUCACCUUCAGGCUUCAGUAAUAUUUCUAGCUCCCUCUCUUUUUUUAUCAAUCAUGUAAGGAAAUGAUCCUUUUCUGUGGUCCAGGGGCCCAUUGCAGAAAGAGUUGCAAUCAAACGCAACUUUAAAAAUCAUGCGCAACUUGAUUUUCAACCA